AUGGCCAGCGGUAUUGGAGACCCUCCACCGGCAAGCGCCACCCAUCAAGGCACCGGGAGCAUCUCUGCUUCAGGCAAAAUGCAAUUAACUCUGUUCGGCGAGGCCGAGAGCACUUGCGAGGCACGCAUUCGGGUCCUUGAGGCGCACAUCCUUGAUGUUCAAGCUCAAAACCUAGUUCUUGCAAGCAAUGGGUCGAAUGUCAAUUCAGAUUCCCAGCACCGAAGCGCAAUGACCCUUCAAACACAGACCGUGGACCUCCACCGCCUGGUGAAUUUCAUGGAGAGCAUGUCAAGCCGAUCUGGAUCUUCCUCCGUCCCUAGGGACCGCAAUUCUGCCUCCGAGGAGACAGUGAUGAACUAUGUGGCUACUCACUUCAAUAACCCCAUCGAAAGCGCGACCUUGGGGCUUGAUUCGCAAAUGUAG
Penicillium waksmanii is the source of this 423-nucleotide messenger RNA. RefSeq lists its product as uncharacterized. The record is from RefSeq and is a predicted model, not a curated record. Bases 1 to 423 code for a protein of 140 amino acids. NCBI's taxonomy places the organism in Eukaryota, Fungi, Ascomycota, Eurotiomycetes, Eurotiales, Aspergillaceae. The transcript is spliced from 2 exons.